This is a messenger RNA of Colletotrichum acutatum, 1286 nucleotides long. Its product is annotated as NADP-dependent L-serine/L-allo-threonine dehydrogenase ydfG. Gene Ontology annotation, molecular function: oxidoreductase activity. Gene Ontology annotation, cellular component: cytosol. Bases 138 to 947 code for a protein of 269 amino acids. The record is from RefSeq and is a predicted model, not a curated record. The transcript has 6 exons. Lineage: Eukaryota; Fungi; Ascomycota; Sordariomycetes; Glomerellales; Glomerellaceae.
CCUAGGAAAUCGUAUAAAUGCUUUCGAGAGACCCUUACAGCUCGAUCCCUUCUAGUCUUCAUCAAUUCAAUACGUUGACUUUAGAUUGAGGAAAACUUUGACUUGAGCUGCGACAAACUUCGCUAUUUGACAUCAGGAUGGAUCUUAAUGGAAAGAAUGUCUUGCUAACAGGCGCCUCUAUGGGAAUCGGCGAAGCGAUCGCCACCACGCUCGCUGCCAAGGGUGCGAAUUUAAUCCUCAUAUCCAGAUCCGAAGAGAAACUCAGCACUGUUGCGAAGAGCGUGUCUAAUUCCAACCCGAACAUCAAGGUCAUCUAUCGGGCGGCUGAUAUUGGAGUUUCUGACGUGGUCGACAAGGCGAUCAGCUCAGCCAUCGAGGAGGUCGGUGAUAUUGACAUCCUCAUCAACAACGCCGGUCUCGCCUUGGGUGCUCCUGCAAGGUUCCCAGACCUCAAGAUCGAGGACAUCAUCACCAUGUCCAACACCAACAUCAACGGAACCAUGUUCGUGACACACUCGGUACUCAACAGGUCCAUGAUGAAGCACAAGCCCGGAAAGGGCACAAUCCUUAACGUCACCUCCGUCACGGCGCAUGAAGUCCCCCCGUUCCCGGGCGAGGCAGUCUACCACGCGAGCAAAGCCUUCCAAGAGGGCUUCACCAACUCUCUUCGCAACGAACUAGUGGAAACAGAUAUCAAGGUGCUAGCAAUUAGGCCUGGGGUCGUCGCGACUCACUUUCACACGCAGCGGGUGGGAUUCGAUCAGGAGCAGUACGACUCUUUCGUGGAGGGAUACGAUCCGCUUAUGUCUGAGGAUGUUGCGCAGGCGGCGGUCUACAUGCUAGAACAACCGGACAAUGUCUCCAUUAAGGCUCUUGAUGUCGUGCCAACAGCUCAACGUUCGCUCACGGUAUUCGAUCGAUCAUGGAAUCAGCGUAGUCAUGAAUGAAUCCGUACUCUACUGCUCCAGAAUAAAUUAUGUACUCUGAAGUUACAGCCAUGGGUGGGAGGUGACAGGUUGGGAAUAUUCCGAAAUGGGGAGAUGGCGAACUUGUUUCUAUCGACUUACUGGAACCACCUAUCUCUUCUGCAUGAGAAUUGAUUGUGCGCUCUUCGUGAACCUAGUUACUUUUGGUUUAGUAGUCCCAGCGACACUAAGUACUUAGUUGCCAUGUCAAAUUUCCGCCCCAUGCAGAUUGAUGUGCCAAACAGAAGUCCCUAGUCUGAGUCGCCUUCGUGUUCGUAUGUCCAGAGCUUUGAUUGGUAAAUCAACGACCUUAUGAAGACC